UGAUUAGAUUUAGAUUCAGAUCGAGAGAAAAAGGAGAAAGAUAUCAAUCAUCAUCAGAGCUAGGGUUUUUCCGAUUGAUGAUGAUGGGGCGUUUUGCUCUUCUUCUGCUUAUAUCUUUCGCCUCGCUGCAGCUCCUCUGCUUCGCCGCUGAUGACGAUGCGGUGUUUUACGAUUCAUUUGAGGAGUCAUUUGAUGGGCGAUGGAUCAUUUCUGAUAAAGACGAUUAUAAAGGUGUAUGGAAACAUUCUAAGAGUGAAGGGCAUGACGACUACGGGCUUCUUGUGAGUGAGAAGGCUAGGAAGUAUGCCAUAGUGAAUGAGCUUGAUGAGCCGAGUCUCACAGAUGGAACCACUGUGCUUCAAUUUGAGACUCGCCUCCAGAAUGGACUCGAAUGUGGUGGUGCAUAUCUGAAAUAUCUUCGUCCUCAAGAGGCUGGAUGGAAGCCUAAGGAAUUUGACAAUGACUCACCUUACUCUAUCAUGUUUGGACCUGACAAAUGUGGGGCCACAAACAAGGUGCACUUCAUACUGAAGCAUAAGAAUCCUAAAAGUGGAGAAUACGUGGAACACCAUCUUAAAUACCCACCAUCUGUCCCAUCUGACAAGCUUACUCAUGUCUACACUGCCAUCUUGAAGCCUGACAAUGAGGUUAGAAUACUGGUUGAUGGAGAGGAGAAGAAGAAGGCGAAUUUCCUCUCAGCUGAAGAUUUUGAGCCUCCGCUUAUCCCUGCCAAGACAAUCCCUGAUCCAGAUGAUAAGAAACCUGAGGACUGGGAUGAGAGACAAAAGAUUCCUGAUCCAAAUGCUGUGAAGCCAGAAGAUUGGGAUGAGGAUGCACCCAUGGAAAUUGAAGAUGUGGAUGCUGUGAAACCGGAAGGAUGGUUAGACGAUGAGCCUGAGGAGAUAGAUGAUCCUGAGGCAACCAAGCCAGAAGAUUGGGAUGAUGAAGAGGAUGGUGAGUGGGAAGCCCCAAAAAUUGAUAACCCAAAGUGUGAUGCAGCCCCUGGUUGUGGUGAAUGGAAGAGGCCAAUGAAGAGGAAUCCAGCUUACAAGGGAAAAUGGUCUCCCCAGCUAAUUGACAACCCCAAUUACAAGGGAAUAUGGAAGCCUCAAGAGAUUCCAAACCCCAACUACUUUGAGCUUGACAAGCCUAACUUUGAGCCUAUUGCUGCUAUUGGUAUUGAGAUUUGGACAAUGCAAGAUGGAAUUUUGUUUGACAAUAUUUUGAUAGCUAAAAACGAGAAGGUUGCUGAGUCAUAUCGGGAGACUGCAUGGAAGCCAAAGUUUGAGGUUGAGAAGGAAAAACAGAAGGCUGAAGAUGAAGCUGCUGGAUCAGAGGGGCUUGCAGGCUUCCAGAAGAAGGUCUUUGAUGUCCUAUACAAGGUUGCUGAUGUUCCUUUCUUAAGUAAAUACAAGCUUCAAAUUCUUGACCUCAUUGAGAAGGCUGAGAAACAACCAAACCUAACCAUUAGUGUCCUAGUCUCUAUUGUGGUGAUUAUCCUCACGGUUUUCUUCAAACUCAUUUUUGGUGGCAAGAAGCAACCAAGAGUAGAGAAGAAAACAGAGGUCGCUGAGACAUCAAAUGAUCAAGGAAGCAGUGGAGAACAGGCUGAAGAGGAAGAGAAAGAAGAAACCACUGCUGCUCCUCGCAGAAGGAGGCGUGACACUUAAAAGGAGGUGGCUGGUGAUCAAUCAGUUUUCACUUGGGGCAAAUUUUGCGCUUUUUGGUGUUUUACCUAGCUGAAACAUUCUUGGGUUCUUGGUCAUUUUUUAGUUUUACUUUCUGAAUAUUAGAUGUAUGAUUUGAAGAGUGUAAAUGAGACAGUUGUUACCUGCCUCGAAGCAAAAACCAAAUAGAGUGGGUUUGAGGAUAUGAAGUUUAUCAUAUGCUAAAGCGUGCUUAUCACUUUUAACUGCAAACGUAACUUCUGAAACACCAAGGGCGUAGAAUUUUUGUUGUA
Molecule: messenger RNA, 1960 nt
Organism: Theobroma umbraticum
Lineage: Eukaryota; Viridiplantae; Streptophyta; Magnoliopsida; Malvales; Malvaceae
Product: calnexin homolog
Biological process (GO): ERAD pathway; protein folding
Cellular component (GO): endoplasmic reticulum; endoplasmic reticulum membrane
Molecular function (GO): calcium ion binding
Source: RefSeq, a predicted model, not a curated record